UCAGGUAAUAGACGUAGCCAGCUUAAGCCCGCGACACACGACAACGUCCCGCACCGUUGUCAUAUGACCUGUUCAAAUGGUUGGAAAUGUAAUUCACGGUGUUAGCCAGGGUCACAACACGGAGUGAAUUACCGCGGAGACGCACUUUAUCGAGUUGGUUGCGUUAUGAGUGUCUGAGUUGUGCUGAACCAGAAGUUGUUAACAACAGUGUGAUUGACAUUAACAGAGUUAAAUAUUUUAGCUGGCCUUGGAAUAAUUGGAAUGGAUCCGUUCAGAUUAUAAACGUGUCCGUCGUCUUUGGAGUACAGGUUGUGAUAGCGAUAGUGAGAGAGGCAGAUUGGAGUAUAGGUCUCGCUUUUUAUUAUUUAUUUACUUUUUAAUGAAUAUUUAUUUAAUUAAUCUAUGUAUUGAAACUCUGAAUUUCUUGCAGGAAGUGGAUAAAGAACAUUUAACACAGCAGGUCUUUCUUUACCUUUUUAAUCAACAAAGUAAUUGGCUGUUUCACGUCUUGUAGUACUAGUUUUUAUAUACCAUUGAAUGUUAGUUAAGCCAGGCAUUCAGGAAAUAUAAAACAUAAACAAAAGACUUUAGAUAUUGUCAAAUGAGAUGCACAGACACAUUAAGCAGGUAUAAUUCUAGUGUAUAUACAGACAGGAGUUUGCUGGAUCUAUAUUUGAUGAAUUUAAAGUUUUAUGCGCUGAAAUCUAAUGUGGUUUUCUGAUGUCUUACAGGUUCCAAUUAUCAGCAGGACAGCUAAAUUAAAUACAAUUCAAGAUUCUCCAUCCAAAGGCUCUGUAGUUGUGUGUAUGUGGCAGUGUAAACUGUGCUUAGUGGCAGUUGCAGGAAGAUUGGCAUUAUUGAACCACUACAAAUUGAAGCAUCCACACCUUGGGCGUACCAGCCGUUAUCCAUGUACGUUUUUAGAGUGCCCUUGCACAUUUAAAACAUGGAAUGCAUUACAUAUUCAUCACUCUCGGGAUCAUUCCACAAAUUAUAAAGCAGUAAAGGCACUAUCUGUAUUUAAGUGUCACAUUUGCUCGUGUAAGAAUUUGGGGAAUGAAAGAGAGUACUUUGCUCACAUAAAUGCUCAUUUAAAGAAGAAUGAAAAAGUGACUUGCAUGUUUGAUGGUUGUGAUUUUCAUACAAGUGUUUAUGGAACCUUUAGGUCACACAAAAGUCGUAGACACGCAUCUCAUUCUUUGACUGAUUUUAAACCCGGUAUUGUGACAACAAAUGCACCUCUGCCUUUUGAACUUUUACCCACUGAUGGCCAGGAAGAUGAGUGUGUGGAGAGCGACACUGUAGAGUCAGCUAAUCCCGAGGUCCUCUCAAGUGCAAUUGAGAAGCAACUUGCAGCAGCCUUACUCAAGUUGGAGUAUCUUGUUCAUGUGCCAGGUACGGCUGUAGAUGAUUUUUUAUAUGAGCUUAAUUAUUUAAGUUCAGCAUCUGUGCCACUUUCAAAAGCUAUAGUUGCUGAUAUCUUAAAGCGACUUAACUUUCAGGUUGAGGACUCGGUAGUUGCUAAUAUCAUUUCUGCAGUGUAUACAACCAAUCCAAUAUCAAAGGCUAUUGAAAAGGGAGGGCCACUUUCCAGUUCAUAUCAGCGUAAAAAAUACUACAGGGAUUGCUUCAGUGUUGUGGAACCUGUGACUUUUAUCCUUGAUGGUAAAAAGCGCAGAACCUUUCAAUAUGUCCCAAUUUUAAAGUCACUGCAGCAGGUCUUAAGUAGAAAAGGUAUUCUUGACAAACUCAUAGAAAAUCAUAAAGGAACAACAAGCCUUGAAAGAGACCCAUCUUAUGAAUACAGGUCAUUUAAAGACGGUAAUCAUUUUCAACAAAACAAGUUUUUGAAUAAUGAUGAGUUAAGAAUAUCAGUAUGUCUGUAUGUUGAUGAUUUUGAAACUUGUAAUCCCCUAGGCACCUCUAGAAAAAAGCACAAGCUUUGUGCUGUUUAUUGGUUGCUCUCGAACCUACCUCCAGGCUGUCAUUCCUCUUUAUCCUCCAUUUAUCUUGCUGUGCUUUGUAAGAGUGAUGAUGUCAAAAACUACAGUUUUGAUAAUGUUUUGGAACCUCUCUUAACAGACCUAAAAACCUUGGAGGACCAUGGUGUGUAUGUUCCGCUGUUAGGUACGUCUUUAAAAGGUACAGUGCAUAGUGUUGUUGCUGAUAAUUUAGGAGCACACAGUAUUGCUGGCUUCAUUGAGAGUUUUUCUGGAGAUUACUUCUGUCGUUUUUGCACAGCGAGAAGUUGUGAAAUCAGUUCUCAUUGUGUUGCAUCUGGUGUUUUUAAUUUGAGGACAAAAGAAGAACAUGCAGAACAUGUGCAAAUAGCUGUUGAGAACGUCACACAUCACUUGGCUGUAAAACGAGAGUGUGCUCUCACCAAGAACCUGUCACACUUUAAUGUUGUGACUGGAUAUCCCCCUGAUAUUGCUCAUGACAUAUUUGAGGGAAUUGUGCCAUUUGAAUUGGCGUACUGCCUGAAUUUUUUGAUAGCAAAGAAAUUUUUUACAUUAGAUGAGCUAAACAAAGCUAUAUUGUCAUUCCCAUACAAAUGGUCUGACAAGACCAACAAGCCUCAUGCUGUCCCUAAGAGUUUGUCCAGUCGGAAGUCCAUUGGAGGCAACGCCCAUGAAAAUUGGAGCUUGCUUAGGUUCCUCCCAUUUUUAAUUGGGUCUUGUGUUCCACAAAAUGAGCCAGCAUGGGUUGUGUUGCUGGAUUUGAAAGACAUUACUGAACUGGUUGUGGCCCCGGUGCAUACUGAUGAGUCCAUCUCAUACCUUGAAAGUAAGAUAGUUGAACACAGACAGAGGUUCCAAGAGCUGUUUCCUACUGUGAGACUUCUGCCAAAGCACCACUUCCUUGAGCACUAUCCUCGGUUGAUUCGUUGUUUUGGCCCUUUAUUGUCUGUCUGGACAAUGCGCUUUGAAGCCAAACAUAAAUAUUUUAAGCAGAUAGUGAAACAUACUAGUUGCUUCAAAAACUUACCUUUGACUUUGGCAUCAAAGCAUCAGUUUAUGAUUGCUUUCCACAUCAGUUCACCAUCUUAUGGUAAACCUUGCCUUGAUGUACCAUGUGUGUCCACAGUUCCAGUUGAUUUAUUGAAAGAUGAGGUGGCUCGGGCUAUUCAUUUAAAAUAUCCCAACACUGAUGAAGUAAAUCUUGCAAAAAAUGCAACAUAUUGGGGUAUUGCCUACAGCAAGGGCAUGAUAGUAGCACAUGGAUCGGCAUGUGGAUUACCAGAGUUUGCUGAAAUUAUCCAGAUGUGCAUCAUCGAUGGGAACUUGUUUGUUAUAGUGAGAGUGCUGUGUGCUUGGUAUAUUGAACACUACAGAGCCUUUGAGCUAAGGUUGUCUCCUGCAAGAGAAGUCAAGCUAUUAGCACUAAGUGAACUGACUGAUGCCUAUCCAUUAGCUGCCUACAUGGUUGGAUCCAGCCGAAUGGUAACUUUAAAAAGGCACAUCCACAUUAAAGAUUGAAACCUGUGGUCAUGGCGGCUCUUUUGAAAGUCAUCCUUGGAGACAACAACAGUCAACGCUUGACUUUCCCAGAUGGACUUCCAACAUCUGUCAGUGAACUUGUUGAUAUUGUGCAGAGACAGUGUGCUAUUCAGACAAACUUCAGGCUUCAGUUCAUGGAUCCCCUAUUUAACAAUGAGUUCAUGAACCUCACUUCAAUGGAUGAAGUGACAGAUCGUGGAACAAUCAGAGUAAUCUAUAUGACAGGCAUCUUAACCCCGCAGCGCGUAGAGGUCCAGAUUUCUUCAGGAAGUGCUUGUAACUAUAGUUUUCUGGAAGAAAGCUCAUCAGUGUCUAGUGGUGGUGUAGAUACUGACAUUCUGUCUUCACCGGAAUCAGACGCAUCCACCUCUUCAACCUCCAGGACAUUUUGGCCUAGCACUUUCAGUGUUCCACAGUUUGGCUUUGAUGCAGAGUUAAAACUUGAAAGAGGCAAUGCAGCAUUC
Messenger RNA from Acanthochromis polyacanthus (spiny chromis), 3964 nucleotides. RefSeq lists its product as uncharacterized. Bases 708 to 3479 code for a protein of 923 amino acids. The transcript is spliced from 3 exons. NCBI's taxonomy places the organism in Eukaryota, Metazoa, Chordata, Actinopteri, Pomacentridae. The record is from RefSeq and is a predicted model, not a curated record.